Molecule: messenger RNA, 3593 nt
Organism: Colias croceus (clouded yellow)
Lineage: Eukaryota; Metazoa; Arthropoda; Insecta; Lepidoptera; Pieridae
Exons: 2
Coding region: 39-3167 (1042 amino acids)
Source: RefSeq, a predicted model, not a curated record
GAGUUAGUUCGAAAGAUGAGUUACCAUCUUUUGAUAGUAUGAAGGAAUUUUUGGAAACCCGAUUUCGUUCCCUAGAAUAUCUAGAUCCUAAACAAAAUGUUACUCGUUCACACAAUCCUAAAUCGUUUCAUGUAGCUUCUGUGUCUUGUAUUCUAUGUUCUGGUGAUCAUAAACUGUGUCACUGUAAGGAAUUCGCCGCAAAGAACAUUGACUCUCGUCGUGAAUUUGCCCGAACCAGUAAAAUAUGUUUUAAUUGUCUUAAUAGAAAUCACAAUGUUUAUUCAUGCCGUCAAUCUACCCGUUGCCAUAAGUGUAAGAAAAGACACCACACACUUCUGCACCCUGAAACUGUCAACGCUGUUGUGACUGAUAGUCCAGCAGAUGUAAAUGUAGCAGCUGCUACUACAGCUUCUACAUCUUAUCAAGGUGAGUCAACCACCCCUGUUUGUUGUUAUGCAAAUACUCAUAGUCAAGGUUUAUUAGCCACAGCUUUGGUCAAUGUCGAGUCGAGAUCUGGAGCUGCCUUUGUUUUAAGAGCCUUGAUGGAUCAAGGCUCUCAGGUUUCCUUUAUCACGGAAUCUGCAGUCCAGCUUCUUGGCUUGAAAAAGUUACCUGCUCAUACCGACAUACUCCGCCUAGGCGAUGACGAAGGCAUUUCAAUGCCUUCCAAGUGGAUAGUUAAGUUUAAAUUGCAGUCUCGCCUAGACCCCAAUUUUGUUUUAUAUGUCGACGCGUAUGUUUUAACAAGGCUAACCUCACACCUUCCUGAGCGAAGGAUCGUUCAGGCUUUGCCGUUGGUUUCGACUUUGGAGUUGGCGGAUCCCUCAUUCCAUACUCCAGGCAAUAUUGAUUUGCUGUUGAGCACUAGAGUGGUCGGCGCUGUUCUGGAGGAAGGACUGAUAAGAGGACCGCCGGGAGCACCAGUUGCUCAAAGGACUAAGCUCGGUUGGAUUUUGUCUGGCGAAGUCCAAACCGUAACUCAAAAGCCGGCUUGUUACGGCGUAGUUGUUAAUACACAGGUGAAUAUCAAUGAUCUUCUGAAGAAGUUUUGGGAGUUGGAAGAGUCGGAAGUUUCUUCAAAUUCGGGAGUUAUUUUAACUGAAGAAGAACAGAAAUGCGAGGAACUUUAUUCUAAAACUACCAAAAAAGACGACACGGGUCGUUACAUCGUUAGAUUGCCUUUUAAGACAGACAAUCCCCAAUGUAAGAUUGGCAAGUCAGAGGAUAUAGCUAGUAAACGUUUUUGUAAUCUGGAAAGAAAAUUAACUCGCAAUCCUGAAUUUGGAAAAGAAUAUAAGGCUGUGAUUCAAGAAUAUCUUGACCUAGAGCAUGCUGAGGUCGUACCUGAAUUAGAAGUUUCAAGAGAUUCUGUGUAUUUACCCCAUCACGCAGUAGUGCGUACUGAUAAAAGCACUUCUAAGGUUCGGGUUGUUUUCGAUGCGUCCUGUCCAGCUGGGAAUGGUGUUUCGCUGAACUCUGAAUUGAUGGUUGGCCCCACUUUGCAACCUGAUUUGCGUAAUAUUAUUAUGCGAUGGCGUUGUCAUCCAAUAACUUUAGUGGCCGACAUAAUUAAAAUGUAUCGGCAGAUAAAAAUAGCUGACGAGGAUGUAGAUUAUCAACGCAUUUUGUGGCGUGACAACACGCAGACUGAGUUACAACAUUUGCGUUUGUUGCGUGUAACUUUUGGUACAUCCUCGGCUCCAUACUUAGCUGUGCGUUCCUUGCAGCAAUUGGUUCAUGACGAAGGACAUGAUUUUCCUUUGGUAGCAAAACGUGUUUUGUCAGAUUUUUAUGUUGAUGAUUUUCUGUCGGGUUGUGAGACUAUUUCUGAAGGCGAACAGAUUUAUCGUCAGAUGUCCGAAUUGUUGAGUCGUGGAGGUUUUCAGCUUCAGAAGUGGUCCACCAAUAGCGAUGAAUUGUUACUCAAGAUAAGAGAUAGAACGUGUGAUGGUAAUGAGAACAUUAUCUUCGAAAAGGACAACGUUAUGAAGAUUUUAGGUCUAACAUGGGAUCGAAAUUUUGAUGAAUUUCAAUACACUGUCCAUCUACCUACCUUGAAGACUCCAGUAACCAAACGGCGAGUGGUAUCGGACAUAGCACGUAUAUUUGACCCACUCGGAUGGAUCUCCCCAGUUGUUAUAACGGCUAAAGUGUUUAUACAGCGACUUUGGCUUUCGGGUAUUGAAUGGGACGAGGAACUUCCCCAUCAGCUUUUAACGGAUUGGCUUGUAUAUCGAGACAAUUUACAUAAACUCACCCAAUUUCGUUUGCCCCGGUGGAUUCACACCAGUCGGAAGGAUAUUGAGCUCGAACUACAAGGUUUUUGUGAUGCUUCCAAUAGCGCAUUCUCGGCUGUGGUUUAUUUGCGAUCAGUUGAUUCCAACGGCAAUAUUCAUAUUAGUCUCAUAGCAUCUAAGACCAAGGUAGCCCCUGUCAAACAGGUGUCCAUACCUCGGUUGGAGUUGUGUGGCGCCGUAGUGCUUGCGAAACUUCUAAGUGAAGUUUCAGUCACAUUAGGCGUUUCGAAAAAUAAUUUGCAUGCGUGGACUGACUCUUCGGUAGUUUUAGCAUGGCUGAGAAGCCACCCCAGCCGUUGGAAAACCUUUGUGGGAAACCGCGUUUCUGAAAUACUUACCAUUAUGGAUGGCAAUCAAUGGUCACACGUUCAAUCGAAAGACAACCCUGCAGAUUGCGCUUCGCGAGGUGUUAGUCCGAUGGAGUUAUUGGAACUUGAGUCAUGGAUUGAGGGACCUAGUUGGCUCAAAAAUAAGGUAAUUGAAUAUAGCAAGGGUGAAGUUAUAAAUACACAUCUUGAAGAAAAGAAGGACAAAUUUUUGUGCAACGUAGUUAAGAUAGAAGAUGGAGAAAACGAACUUAUUAAAAGAUUUUCAUCGUUGAGUAAGCUAACGAGAGUCAUUGCAUAUUGCCGAAGGUUUUUAAAUUUGAAAUCUAAAACUAAAGUUUCUACUAAUUUAAGGUUUUCCGAAAUUCAGGAGGCUUUAAUGUCGUGCAUUCGUGUAUGUCAGAGUCAUUAUUUUGGGGAAAUUUUAGAUAAGCACACUGGUUCGGACAAGGUCACAAGAGUUGUGUCUUUGCGUUGCAAGGGUUCAAUCAUUAAACGCCCCACCUCAAAGCUGAUUGUGCUCCCAGUCACUACGUCCGCGUAGCAUUCAUGCAAUUUGUAUCGGAGUUAUAUUAUGUAUUUUGUUUUUUAUUAUUAUUGUGCUCCCAGUCACUAUGUACGCGUAAUUAUUCAUGUACUUUGUAUCGGAGUUACUUCUAUGUAUUUUGAUUUUUUUUAUUAUUGUUUACAGUCCACUUACUCUAUUCUAAGACAUGUAUGAUGUAUUGUGUCUUAAGACGUUACUGCCAUUUACUGUUUCAUGGUGGGCGGUAACGCAGUUAUCAACGUAUGUAGUUUUAAGUGAUGGACAUUCUGUCCAUGGUGGGCGGAAUGUUAAAUGCUCUGAUUAGGUAGAAGUUGUAACUAUUUGUCGCUAGAUGUCACUGUACCGAAAACGUGUGUUUUGCAUCGCGCUAUUGAAAUUGUUUUGUAAAAUCAUAUAUUUGUUUAGAAGAAUAAAUCUGUUGUU